AUGAUUGACAUUGAGGCAGUCAUUGAUGGAAUAAGAGUUUUUAUGACGUUUGUUUAUGGUGACCCUGUUUUGGAACGAAGAGAUCAAGUUUGGGAACGUCUUACGCGUUUCUCAACAACUAGAACUGGACCUUGGUUCAUGAUUGGAGAUUUCAAUGAAAUUACGGGGCACAAUGAGAAGGAAGGCGGGCGACAGCGUUCAGAUAGUUCGUUCCUAUCCUUCAAGCAAAUGCUUACAGACUGCGGGAUGUUAGAGUUUUCUUUUACGGGGGACAUGCUUUCAUGGGUAGGGAAGAGAGCUGGACGUGUAACUGUUCGGUGUCGUCUAGACAGAGCAGUAGGCAAUGCUGAUUGGCAUGAGAAGUUCCCACACUCAAAUGUCAAGUACUUGAGAUUAUGGGGCUCAGAUCAUCGUCCGAUUCUUGCAGACAUACUGACAAAGCCAACGAGAAGAUCAAAGAAAUUCAAAUUUGAUAGGAGAUGGCUAGACAAUGAGGAACUGAGGCAAGUCAUUCUUGAGGGAUGGAAAUCUCCUGAUUUACCACCCAAUGCUACUAUAAUGGAACAUAUCUCGAGUUGUCGAAAAGCUUUGAGUGAGUGGAGGAAACAACACAACAUCAAUUCGGCAAAGCUAGUGGAGGAGUUAAAGGAGAAAGUUGAGGGUUUAUAUGCAGAUGACAAUGCGACGACGGAGGAAAUUGCAGCAGCGUUGAAGGAACUAUCUGAUGCUCUUAAGGCAGAAGAAAUGUUCUGGAAACAAAAGAGUAGAGUGUUCUGGCUGAGAGAGGGAGAUCAAAAUACCAAAUUUUUCCAUGCCUUAACGAAGCAAAGGAGAGCAAGGAACAAAAUCACGCAGCUUCUGGAUGUUAAUGGUAAUGUAGUUGAGGAUGAGGAAGGACUGGUAGCCAUUGCUACUAGUUAUUUUCGACAAAUCUUUGAGUCAUCUACACCAGAGGAUAUUGAAGAGGCGUUAUCUGAGGUUCCUACGACGAUCACAGGAACAAUGAAUGACAGUCUCACUGCUCCUGUUUCAGAAUGGGAGGUUAAAUUAGCUCUCUUUGCUAUGCAUCCAGAUAAGGCACCGGGACCAGAUGGGAUGACUGCGCUUUUUUACCAACAGUUUUGGGAUAUAGUCAAACAGGAUUUAACUCUUAUGCUACAAGAUCGUCUCGAAGGUCUUAUGCCAGAGACUAAAGAAAUUUUGCCAGGUUUGAUAUCAGAAACCCAGUCAGCCUUUGUUGCUGGAAGACAGAUAUCAGAUAAUAUCAUGAUUGCUCAAGAGAUGUUCCAUGCUCUACGAACAAAACCGAGUGGACGUAAUAAGAGGAUGGCCAUCAAGACAGAUAUGAGUAAGGCAUAUGAUAGGAUGGAAUGGUCGUUUAUCGAAUCUGUGAUGCGUAAGAUGGGAUUCUCUGAGACAUGGAUCACCUGGAUUAUGAGGUGCAUUACGUCGGUCAAAUACAAAGUUCUCAUGAAUGGGCAGCCAAGAGGAAAUAUUAUUCCAGCGCUCGUUAGCCUUCUCAAUCAUGCAGAGAACCAAGGGAAGAUAACGGGGAUGCGUAUCACACGCGCAUGUCCUUCGAGGAUUAAUGCAGCCACCCGGCAAGAGGUUAAAGAUACACUUGGAAUUCACAAUGAUGGAGGGAUGGGAAAGUAUUUGGGGAUCCCAGAGGAUAUUAGUGGCUCUAAAUGUAAACUUUUUGCAUUUCUAAAGGAAAAUCUGAUGCACAGAGUCAAUGGAUGGACUGGUCGAUGGCUCUCGAAAGGAGGAAAGGAAGUAAUGAUCAAAUCCAUUUUAUUAGCUCUUCCGACAUACGUUAUGUCGACGUUUCUGCUUCCAUUGGAGAUCUGUGAAAAUCUCGCUAGUGCCAUUGCACAAUUUUGGUGGAGCUCGAAUCCUCCGAAGAGAGGAAUACACUGGGCAAAAUGGGCCAAGGUUUGUUUACCCAAAGAGGAGGGCGGUAUUGGCUUCCGGCUAAUUCAUGAGUUCAAUUUAGCACUAUUGGCAAAACAAUUAUGGAGACUGGUCCAAUACCCUGAUUCACUGGUUGCCCGAGUAUUAAGGGGGCGAUAUUAUAGGAUGACCUCGCCAUUGAGGGCGACCUCUACUAGCAGCCCAUCAUAUGUGUGGACAAGCAUCUCCGCAGCGAGGAAGCUUUUACUGCUAGGGAUCAGACAGAAGAUUCACUCUGGUUAUGACGUCAGGGUGUGGGAGGAUCCGUGGAUUCCAACGACACCUGCUAGACCGGCUAAACCUAUAGCCCCUGUGAUGAACCUAAACAUGAGAGUCAGUGACAUCAUUAAUCAGGAAUCAAAGGAGUGGGAUGUAGGAUUGCUAGAUGAUUAUGUCCAUCCUGAUGAUAUACCUCUCAUCUGUAGUAUGGCUAUAAGCUCUACUCACCGUCGAGAUACCUUUUGUUGGAACUACACGAGAAAUGGCCAAUACACAGUCAAGUCUGGAUACUGGGUUGCUCAGAACCUAUUGCAGCAAGAAGAGGAAAAGGAAAUAUUAGAGCCAAGUAUCACUAAACUUCAAGCCUUUGCUUGGAAGUUGAAAGCGCCAAGGAAGAUGUGCCAUCUUAUAUGGCAAUUGAUCACAGGUCAGGUAGCAGUAACAAGGAAUCUAGUAAGGCGUAAUAUGAGGUGCGAUAAUUAUUGCCCAAGGUGUGGGGAAAUAGAGGAAUCUGUAACUCAUGCAAUAUUUGAAUGCCCUCCAGCCUUGAAAGUAUGGUCUUUAUCGGUAACUCCUACAAGUCCUGGUAUAUUCCCAGUGGCGAGCGUCUACACAAACAAGGACUAUCUUUUCUGGAGGAAAAAUAAUAUCAUUGUGCCAGACCAAGACAGGGAUCCUUAUCCCUGGAUAAUAUGGUAUAUUUGGAAGGCUCGCAAUGAUAAGCUUUUCAGGGGUAUAGAUAGAGAUCCUUUGGAACUCGUUCGAUACGCAGAGAGUGAAUGCCAAGCCUGGUUCAACGCAAAUGAGAUGAUACCGCAACAAGUCCAGGCUAGCAACAAUGAUCUUCUGAUCGCUUUAGUGGAUGUGGAUGGGUCUGGUUGGAUAGUAGGGAGGACAUACAACUUUUGGGAACACGAAACUUUACUCGAUGUGAAUCAGCGUUGCAUUCGGAGGUAG
Brassica rapa (field mustard) is the source of this 3129-nucleotide messenger RNA. RefSeq lists its product as uncharacterized. The record is from RefSeq and is a predicted model, not a curated record. NCBI's taxonomy places the organism in Eukaryota, Viridiplantae, Streptophyta, Magnoliopsida, Brassicales, Brassicaceae. Gene Ontology annotation, molecular function: catalytic activity.